AUGUCUAGUAGGCCCACUCCAAGAAAAGCGUUAAGCUUAGGAGGACAUAACAGGAAGAUAAUACACGUAUUUCUUAAAAAGUUUCCACCAGCAAUUUUUGCUCGUGUGAAUAUCGGAGACCCACCGGUCGAAGUUUGGCUCCAUAUAGACACAGGCAGCGACUUGACUUGGGUAACUUACGAUUCCCGUGUCGGUUACGAUCCACUAGAUUCUUCAACCUUCAGCUAUAGAAGCUGUGAUGGACUAUCCAAAUCCCCUUCUGUGACUCCAAGUAGAAUAAGGGGACAGUGCGAUUACGUCCAACGACUUGCGGACGAUGCAGUAUAUGCAGGUACUCUUGGAAACGAAACAUUUACUUUUGAGACGGGAGAUGGGGGAAUAGGCAUGUUAAAAAAUGUCUUGUUUGGAGUUGGAAAAACAGUCGAGGGGAUGGCAACUGGAAUGGGCACCUUAGGGUUAAGUUUGGGAGAGCUAUCCAUAAUCAAAUCAAUUGGUACAAAAUUCUCAAUAUGUGUAGGAAACUUUAAUUAUAUUAAUCAAGGGAAACAUUUUCUCGCUUUAGGAGAUGAUGCGGUGCUUGUUGGGAGGAAGAUAUUGUUAGAUACAAAAGGUAACACAUAUAGAAUCAAACUGAGUUCAAUAACCAUAGAAGGAGAAACUCUGGGUAUAGAAAACGUUUUGUCUAAAACCAAGUCAAUAUUGGACACUGGAACUUCUACCAUAAGUUUGGUACAAGAAGUAUAUCAUGUUGUUACCGAAAAAAUCAAGAAAAUAAUGAGCGAUGCGGGGUAUGAAGAGUCAGACAUGUAUAAGGAGCACAAGGUCAUAUGUUACAAGGGGAUGAUACCAGAACAAAAGAAACUACAAGUUAGCCUGAAAUUUGGGAAGGUAUCAUUGGAUAUGGAGACAACCACUCUGUUCAUCCAACUCAAAUCCAUAGCUGAAAAAGUCUUUUGCCUAUCUGUGAACGAGUCACCUAUAGAAGAAAAUCUAAUCGGGAUACCGAUAUUCCAAAAUCACAACAUAGGUUUUGAUACUGUAAACAACAAGCUUUACAUCAAACCAGGUGAAUGUACAAAAUUAUAUGAUAGCUUUAAAGAUGAGUUGGGUCAUCCUGAUCCAUGA
Brassica napus (rape) is the source of this 1125-nucleotide messenger RNA. RefSeq names its product aspartyl protease UND. NCBI's taxonomy places the organism in Eukaryota, Viridiplantae, Streptophyta, Magnoliopsida, Brassicales, Brassicaceae. Gene Ontology annotation, cellular component: extracellular region. The coding region runs from base 1 to 1125 and encodes 374 amino acids. The record is from RefSeq and is a predicted model, not a curated record. The transcript has a single exon.